UCCGGCCAUCCGACAGUUGUUUGUCUUCCUCUCUGGCACUCUUCAGAAGCCUCCACACACCCUCUCUCUCCUAUCAUCUUGCCCUCUUAUAAAAGUCAUUUCUCCUUCCUAUGCUCCAGCAUCAUCAUCUGCUAGAAGCCCUUUCUGAUCUACCCACACAAUCUUCUUCCCCUUUCGAGGCGAAAACUUUGGUUCCAUCUUUUCAGAGAGAAAAGAAAAUGGAAGUCUCAUUCGACCAGCCGCUGCUGUCGACUCUGCAAUCGCUUCUGAGUAUUCCAGACGAGAUGGAGAAGUUGCUAAACGCGCCGACCCGCAGCUACGUGCGCGACACCAAGGCCAUGGCCUACACUCCGGCUGACGUGAAGGAGUAUCCAUCGUCCUAUGUCUUCGUCCUCGACAUGCCGGGACUCAAGGCUGACGACAUCAAGGUCCAGAUCGAGAACGGCAAUGUCCUGAGCAUCAGCGGCGAGAGGAAGAGGGAGGAACAACCGCAACACAAGGAGAAGGAGGAGAAGGAGAAAGAAAAGGAAGAAGCGGAGGCUAAGUACUUGAGGAUGGAGCGCAGGGUGGGGAAGUUCAUGAGGAAGUUCACCCUACCGGAGAACGCCAACGCCGACGCCAUCUCCGCCGCUUACCAGGACGGAGUGCUCACCGUGACUGUGCCCAAGGUGCCGCCGCCUGAGCCUAAGAAGCCUAAGACCAUCGAGGUCAAGCUGGCUUGAUGCAGGCCCUCUCUGGGGGUCGAUCUCUGUUCCUUUCGAUCAAUGGUCCGUUCACUUGGGUGGUUUUUUUGAUUGAGUUUCUCUUUUUUUGUUUCACUGGGGACCUUCUCCUUGUUUUCUGGUCAUGCUGGUGAUGGAUCGUGUGCCUUUCCUUGCUCGUAAUAAAGUUGUGUGAUGAACAGGGAAAACAUAUAUACACUUGCAGGCGUGUUGAUUUGGUUUCAGCAUUGCUUCCUGUUGUGCUCUGUGUCUGUCAC
Messenger RNA from Nymphaea colorata (pocket water lily), 979 nucleotides. Its product is annotated as 17.1 kDa class II heat shock protein-like. The record is from RefSeq and is a predicted model, not a curated record. Lineage: Eukaryota; Viridiplantae; Streptophyta; Magnoliopsida; Nymphaeales; Nymphaeaceae. Gene Ontology annotation, biological process: protein complex oligomerization; protein folding; response to salt stress. Bases 111 to 722 code for a protein of 203 amino acids. The transcript has a single exon.